Balaenoptera ricei (Rice's whale) is the source of this 198-nucleotide messenger RNA. It is a transcript of the gene MISFA, whose product is annotated as mitochondrial sheath formation associated. The record is from RefSeq and is a predicted model, not a curated record. Lineage: Eukaryota; Metazoa; Chordata; Mammalia; Artiodactyla; Balaenopteridae. The transcript is spliced from 3 exons.
AUGAUUGUGCUUGGCUGGAUGCUUUUUGUUGAAUUUGCAUGUUACAUGGGCACAUUUCCAGAGUUCAUACCUCCAACUCUGAAGUGGAAAGAGAGGUAGGCCGUUCAGGAGAGCAAGACACACCCGAGGAGCCGGACUUUGGAUGAAGAUCUGCAGCUGUGGGUGGACGUGACGACUCUGAAACUGGAGUUAGUGUAA